Molecule: messenger RNA, 396 nt
Organism: Cooperia oncophora
Lineage: Eukaryota; Metazoa; Nematoda; Chromadorea; Rhabditida; Trichostrongylidae
Source: the annotation of a GenBank genome assembly
AUGUUAUUUUGUUUAGGUAUCGAAAAUAUUGCCUGUCAUUUUGUUGGCAAAGAGCUGUGGGAAGCAGUUUUCCCCGAAUCAUCAGUGUGCCUUAAUCAACCAGGUUCGGUUGCAGUUGACUUUGUACCUGCCCAAGUGUGCCUAUUGUGCGAUCGUCAACGAGCCGAAGCUGCCACGGAUAUAAUUGACAAUAAGUUAGUGAUGUGUGAUUCUGACUCUGGUGUGUGUUCGUCGGCUUCACCUCCCACCUCACCACGAGCAUCACAACCUGUGCCCUCAGCAUCAACGGAUGCGACAAUGCUCUGCAUUUCUAACAUAUAUGAGCGAACCAGGGAAGCCAUCAUGCGGAUGCAAGCUGCUCAGCAAUGUGAGUUCUUGCUUGAGUAUCUGACGUAG